CAUGGGCAGCAUGUCUAAAGUGGAAUUCUUCAAAUUGAAAGCCAGACGAUUAGUGGGCGGAUGGCAAUGUUGCCCCUGUUGGAAUAAAUUCACUACUUACGUAGAAUGGUUCAUAAUGGAUGCCUUCGUCGAUCUCUUUAUCACACUGUGCAUACUAGCUAAUACAUUUUUCAUGGCUCUAGAUCAACACGGUAUGAGUUCGAGCUUGGAGAUUACUUUAAAUAACGGAAAUUAUAUAUUUACGGCCAUUUUUACGGCUGAAGCAAUUCUUAAACUGAUAGCCCUCAGCCCAAUUAAUUAUUUGAAGGAUCGAUGGAAUUGCUUCGAUAUAAUUAUUGUCAUCCUAAGUUUGAUUGAACUAGGUUUGGCGAACGUGAAGGGUUUGUCCAUAUUAAGGAGUUUUAGAUUGCUGAGAGUGUUUAAACUAGCCAAAUCAUGGCCAACUUUAAAUCUUCUCAUUGGUAUUAUAGGGAGAACAUUAGGAGCUCUUGGCAACUUGACUUUCGUUCUGAUAAUUAUCAUCUUUAUUUUUGCUGUUAUGGGUAUGCAACUAUUCGGUCAUAAUUACCAGCUAGAGGGUGUUGAAAAAUGCAAAUUUCGAGGUUGCGUAAUGCCCCGUUGGAAUUUUAUCGAUUCUCUUCAUUCGUUUAUGAUUGUCUUCCGUGUACUGUGUGGUGAAUGGAUAGAAUCAAUGUGGGACUGUAUGGUAGUCGCCGGCUACGUCUGCGUUCCUUUCUUCCUACUAACUAUGAUAAUAGCCAAUUUGGUUGUUCUUAAUCUUUUCUUGGCCUUGAUGCUGUCCAGCUUCGGAGCAGAGAGUCUACAACAAUCCCAAGAUAAUUCCGAACCGAAUAAAUUGCAGGCACGAUUCCCCCUCGAUUAA
Molecule: messenger RNA, 883 nt
Organism: Dimorphilus gyrociliatus
Lineage: Eukaryota; Metazoa; Annelida; Polychaeta; Dinophilidae
Source: the annotation of a GenBank genome assembly